Thamnophis sirtalis is the source of this 2358-nucleotide messenger RNA. Lineage: Eukaryota; Metazoa; Chordata; Lepidosauria; Squamata; Natricidae. The record is from RefSeq and is a predicted model, not a curated record.
AUGACCAAGAGGUUCAAGCUUUUGAUAUCGAAACCAGAUCCAAGUCUCCAACCUGACUUGGACGAAGAGACACAGAGGGCCUUCAAAGGGAAAGACUCUAUUGUUGAAGCAGUUAUGAAUUGGGAUGACAUAACUGUAGUCGAAUUGCCACCCCAAUAUCCAUAUGAUUGCCUGCAUAAUGGUGAACCUGACAUGAUCUUCCAGAUCGGAAGAGAUGGGAUGAUUCAGGAGUCUGAGGAAAGGAGUAGUCUGAGGCAUUCUUUUCCAGAAAGUCUGGCUACCAGGAAAAAAAAUUAUCAGGAGGAGUUUAGAGCAGACCGACUUCAGGAGCCAACGCAGUGGGAUAUGUUAUUUGAUCCCCAAAUUUCUGAACCAAUGGAGGUCAAAUCUAGAGGACAACAAGGGUUAUUCCUGGAGCUCAUGCAAGCUUCUAGGGCUGACAAGAAAAUGCCCAAUAGUAACUCCCAAGUAAGUUCUACUGUAUCAAAAAGAAACUACCCUUGUUCUGAAUGUGGGAGGAGUUUUGAUCGCCGUUCCAACUUAAUUAAACAUCAACGAAUCCACACAGGAGAAAAGCCCUACCCUUGUACAGAGUGUGGGAAAUGCUUUGACCAGCAGUCCAAUCUAAACGUCCAUCUAAGGAUUCAUACUGGCGAAAAGCCAUAUGGCUGCCCUGAUUGCGGCAAAAGGUUUAGUAUCAAAUCACAUUUACAUGGACACUAUAGGAUACACACAGGGGAGAAGCCUUACGAAUGUGAAGACUGUGGGAAGAGCUUCCGUGUGAAAUCUUCCUUAAAUAAGCACCAGCGAACCCAUACAGGAGCGGCCAAGCUCUCCAAACCACCUGAGAUCAAAUCAGAGGGUCCCCGGGCAAUAUUGCCAGAAGUGACACGGGUUUAUGCAGCUCUCAAAUCAGAAAAAAUAAUUAAAAUUAUGAGUAGGAAGCCCCCUAUAGAAAUCACGGUGUCAAACAAGAAUUUUUCCUGUUCCGAGUGUGGGAAAGGAUUCGAUCGGCCUUCACAUCUCAUUACGCACCAGAGGAUCCACACCGGGGAAAAACCGUAUCCGUGCAUUCAGUGCGGGAAACGUUUUCACCAGCAGUCUAACCUGAAUGUCCAUUUGCGUCUCCACACUGGGGAGAAACCUUAUGGCUGUCCUGAAUGCGGCAAAAGAUUCAACAUCAAAUCCCAUCUACAUGGACACUACAGGAUCCACACAGGUGAGAAGCCAUUUGAGUGUGAAGACUGCGGGAAGAGCUUCCGGGUGAAAUCUUGCCUAAAUAAGCAUCAGCAAGUUCAUACAGGAGAAAAGCAAUAUAAAUGACUGAGGAAAAAAAAAACCCUGAAGUUCUAACCUAAUUAAACAUCAGGUCAUUCUGGAGAGAAAGAUUACAAUGCUCUGAACUUGGGGGGGGAAGCAACUUUUGCAACAGAUGAGACUUUAUCAAACAUGAAACAAUCCACGCAGGAGAAAAUCCUUCUGUUUUCCUUCUGCAAGAAAUAAGCACCUGAAAAUCUACAGUGUCUUUGUGGGUGCUUAAUCUGUGGGAAAAUGUUCAGGAUGGUAGUUCUAGCAGUGAUUGGAAAGGGGUGGAUUUGAACACACAACUGAGGCACUGAUCAUAGCAGCACAAAAACAGGCACUUAGUACAUGAUCCAUAGAAACGAGUCUACUAUCUAGGCAAAUGUAGAUUAUGAAGACGGGUCUCAGAGACAGCCCAACACAUAGUGUCUAGAUACAACACAUAAAUGCAGGCAGAAAGAACACACUCUGAACAGCCCAACAAGAAAACUGGCAUUGUGUACAGGAAUAUAUGUGCAGUGUAUGGGCCACAUCCAGAUGGGAGAUUCAACAGAAGGUCAUGAAAGAGAUUAGGACUAAGAUCCUGCGGGACUUCCAGAUUGAGACAGAUAGGCAGGUACUAGCCAAUCAACCAGACAUGAUAUUGGAAAAGGGUAGAAGACAGCAAUGGUGAUAGAGGUAUUGGUACCAAAUGACACCAAUAUGUGGGAGGAGCAGUAUAAGAAAUUAGAGAAGUUCCAGGGCCUGAAGAAGGAAGUAGAGGAGUUGUGGAAAGUCGAAAUGGUCUCAGUGGUGGGAGGAGUGCCUGUGGCUAUGACUGCUAAACUAGUAUAAUAGCUCCAACAGACCUCAGGAUCAAUGCCAGAGCUCUCUGUUCAAGAGUGUGCAGGGUUAGGAACAGCUAAGAUCCUACGCAGGCCUUUGGUAGAGGACCAGAGAUUGAAGGAAACACAUAUCACCAUAGGGGUGAAAAGGGAAAUAGCAAUAGAACGUAGACUUAUAUACUGCUUCAUAUAGUGCUUUUACAGCCCUCUCUAGGGAGUUUACAGAGUCAGC